Molecule: messenger RNA, 1219 nt
Organism: Daldinia loculata
Lineage: Eukaryota; Fungi; Ascomycota; Sordariomycetes; Xylariales; Hypoxylaceae
Product: copper transport protein ctr4
Exons: 2
Biological process (GO): copper ion transmembrane transport
Cellular component (GO): membrane
Molecular function (GO): copper ion transmembrane transporter activity
Source: RefSeq, a predicted model, not a curated record
GAUGGCAUGGAACUGGAGUACUAUUGGCACUUGCCUCCUUGCUGAAUCGUGGCGCAUUGAAAACGAGGGGACUUUUGCAGCCUCGUGUAUCGGCGUUUUUAUUCUUGUCAUAUGCCUAGAGUUCCUCCGCCGGAUAGGAAAGGAGUAUGACAGCUUUAUCCUACGGCAGUUCCAGCAGCAUUUAGCGGCGGAAACCCGCGCAUCCAAAGGAGAAGACUCAUGCUGUUCCGAGGCGCCGGCCCCGGGGCCGCAAGUCGUCACGUUUAGGGCAACGCCCGUACAGCAGCUGAUCCGUUCUAUCAUACACGCAUUUGCGUUCGGUGCCGCAUACAUACUCAUGCUCAUAGCUAUGUCAUAUAACGGCUACAUCAUAAUAAGCAUCAUUAUCGGCGCUGGUGUUGGAAAGUUCCUAUGCGAUUGGAUGAUCGCCAAGGUCGUGAUCGGAAACGAGUCCCAAUCAGAUAAAGGGGCGAACAGCGGCCUGGAAGAGCCGUCUGUAUGCUGUGGUUAAUGUCAGAUUUACGUUUAGAUACCCAUUGUGUAGUUUUUGGUUCAGGUUUGCUCGGACAAUAAAUGCCUAAUUUCAUCGGUACGAUUUAAGGCUGAUCUGCAAGAAGUAUGUUUUCGAUACCCAAUCCGCUGCGAGAUCGACCAGUGGAAGAAAACUUUUAAGUCAAAGUCGCAGCAUAGAAAAGUUCUCGACCUAUUAUCACAUGCAAAGCAAGUGCUACGACUCGUCGUCUUAUAGAUAUAUUUAGUUCGAUUGUAGAUCGAUCGAAUAUCAACUAAAGUGAGGUGACCCGAUUGCUUGGUUACUUUGGAGUCGUUACUAAAUGCGAUCUGUUACUUGGACACGACGAGACUUGGGUAAUUACCCUGAGCUUGGGGGUCACGCUUGACUUUGUAACCUCGUCUUAAACACCACCAGUCGCGAUACAAGAAUAUCGCGUCAACCUCUGGGUUUACAUAAUGUGUGACCUAUUUUUGGGUUCUCCCCGGAUUCCAACAGGCUUGGAUCAGCCGGUCGAAUAUUAGGCAAUACGGAUCUGGCUAUUUUCGAUGACAACAUCGACGUCCUACACCGAUGGGAUGUAUCUUGGUCUCGAAAGAGGAACUCCAGACUCGGAGGUGAAGGUCUUGGAAUGAAGGAGAAUCUGAAAAGGUACGAAAGUUUUUAUCUUUUGUCUCAAGAAACGUAUACUGGAGGCAGCCCUGCGGG